AUGUCAGUCGCGGCCCUUUCCAAGUCGCUUCCCAAGCCAAAGUACACUGGUGAGGAAGAAGAGCUCACUCGAAGCACGCGUGUGCUGAGCGUAGAGCAGUUUGAGUCGCAGAUCACGAAAAGACAGAAUGGCCCGCCUCCAUAUGGUAGCAGGCAGAAUUGGCGGCCACGCGCCGCGGAAGACUUUGCUGAUGGAGGCGCGUUUCCAGAGGUUCACGUCGCGCAAUACCCAUUAGAUAUGGGGAGAAAGGGCACGCCAUCGAGUUCCAACGCACUCGUCAGGCGAGUUGACGGCGAGGGAAAGACAAAGUACGAUGAAAUCGCAAGGCGCGGGCACAGUGACUCGAGGAUUGUGCAGGCGAGCUUCAAGGACCUCAUACCACUGCGGCAGCAGGCCAACGCUGGUGAGCUGGACUUGUCACGUCCCAGCCAGGAGGUGGUUCAGGCAACAAAAGAGCGCACUGAACAAGCUCUAAUGGCGUUGGUCGCUGGACAAAAUGCGGCACAGAAGCCCAAGAAUGUGCAGGGCCGCAAGGACGAUGAACCGACGUUCGUGCAAUAUACACCGACCGCUCAAAUGGGCGAGGCCCAGGGCAAGACUCGAAUCUUCAAGAUCCAACAACGCCAGAUCGACCCUCUCGAACCUCCAAAAUUCAAACACAAGCGCAUCCCCCGUGGCCCACCUUCUCCUCCCCCUCCCGUUCUCCAUUCGCCGCCGCGGAAACUCACCGCUGAAGACCAAGAAAUGUGGAAGAUUCCACCCCCAAUCAGUAACUGGAAGAACCCCAAGGGUUAUACUGUGCCACUGGAUAAGCGUCUAGCAGCCGACGGUCGAGGACUUCAAGAUAUUACCAUCAACGACAAGUUCGCGCAGUUUGGUGAGGCUCUCCAAGCAGCCGAUCGCCACGCUCGCGAGGAAGUCAAACAACGUGCUAUAAUGCAACAAAGGCUGGCAGAGAAGGAGAAGUUGCAAAAGGAGGAGCAUCUCCGGAACUUGGCAAAGCAAGCACGAGAGGAACGCGCGAACGCAUCUCGCCGGCGCUCUCACAGCGAUUCAGACACUGAUUCUGAAGAAGAAGCGGUACGAAAACGACAGGCAGAACGUAAAGAGCGCCGCGAGGAUUGGCAGCGUGAGUUGCGUCAAUCGAAGAUGGGCAAUGAGCGGAAAAUUCAGAUGAUGGCCCGCGAACAAAAUCGUGACAUAUCUGAAAAGGUCGCAUUGGGUCUUGCGAAGCCUACGCAAAGCGGAGAAUCCAUGUAUGACUCCAGACUGUUUAACCAGUCUAGUGGGUUCAAUGCUGGUUUCAACGAAGAUAAUCAUUACGAUAAGCCACUCUUCGCUGCUCAAGAUGCGAUAAGCAGCAUCUACCGCCCCAGCAUCAAUCAAGAUGACGAUGAGGGAGAAGACGCCGGCCAGACGUACGAUCGCAUCAACAAGUCUAGCAAAUUUGAAGUACUUGGCAAGGCCAAAGAGGGCUUCAAGGGUGCUGACCUACAAGAAGCGCGUGAAGGUCCAGUACAGUUUGAGAAGGAUUCGGAUGACCCGUUCAAUAUCAAUCAAAUGAUCGAUGAGGUGCGGGGAGAGAAAGCUGGCGAGAAGACAGGCGAGAAGCGCUAUGGUAUCCUGGAGUCUGAGGGAAGGGCCACCAAGCGUGCGAAGGUGGAAGAUGACAGCGAUUGA
Plenodomus lingam JN3 is the source of this 1680-nucleotide messenger RNA. RefSeq names its product mRNA splicing protein (gene PRP45). Lineage: Eukaryota; Fungi; Ascomycota; Dothideomycetes; Pleosporales; Leptosphaeriaceae. Gene Ontology annotation, biological process: mRNA splicing, via spliceosome. Gene Ontology annotation, cellular component: spliceosomal complex. The record is from RefSeq and is a predicted model, not a curated record.